Messenger RNA from Aspergillus puulaauensis, 384 nucleotides. RefSeq lists its product as uncharacterized. The record is from RefSeq and is a predicted model, not a curated record. The transcript has a single exon. The coding region runs from base 1 to 384 and encodes 127 amino acids. NCBI's taxonomy places the organism in Eukaryota, Fungi, Ascomycota, Eurotiomycetes, Eurotiales, Aspergillaceae.
AUGAUUUUCGAAUGUUCGAGAGGAUCAGCGCAUCCAACAAUCUACCGUGAUGACAUUACAAACAUGGCGAUCACCACUGGUCAAUGGGCCCCUGGAGGGUUAGAGAGCCUCUGGUCUACGAGUAUAGUGAUAUACUCUCCGGCGUCCCUCGUGGCCCGGGGUUUGGCAGUCGGGAUGGCAGCAGCCGUUAUCCCCAACAUGCCGGCUUUUUCCAGCCAGGAACACAUGAACAUCCCGAACCAAGCACUUCAGCUGACCGAAUUACCAAGACGAUGGAAGCGUAUGGGACGAUAUGACCGUGCUUGCGCUAGAUGGUGCUCGAAACUCGCAAGUCUACUGAGGAGCCUUGAUGAAGAGAUCCAGAAUACGUCUUCCGGGUUAUGA